CCGAACUUUCGCUCUUCUUGGUUCAGCACUAAAUUUUCUUUUCCCCAUGAACCCUGGAUGAAGUCUUGUUGCAGAAAGUUCUACUUAUAAAACUUUUGUACAAACUAGAUCGAUAUAUAACAAUGAGUGAGGUAGUUCAUGGUUCUACAACAAAACGAAUGCAUGCGGUAGGUAUGGAUUAACAAAGUUUAUUCAUAUAUACAUUUGUCACUUAGCUGCACUGAAAAAAGUUAAGAAAAAUAUCAGAAAGCACUAUGAUGAUGAGAAAGCUCAUGAAGUUCACAAAGUAUUAUCAAGAAAACUGUUCAGAAGUUUGGUGGAGAUAUUCGAUUUGAUUUCAUAUCCAUAUGAACAAAUACCAGAUGAAGAGACAAAUUUAGUCGGUGUCAUCGAUGAAGUGUUAAUAGCAUUACAUAAUGGUCCAUUGGCUAUCGAUUCGUUAGAUGUAGAGGCAAAUGAAUUAGUACAGAUACUUACUUCUCCUAUAUGGCGUGGUUUUGCUAAUGCUUAUACUGAAGUAGCAACGAAACACUUUGAUAUGCCUGAGUUACCUGAGAUCGCGUUCAAUAUGUCGGGAUUAGGUGGUACUUAUACAACCUUGGGAAGUUUAAUGGCUAGUAAAAUAUCUAAUAUGCAUAUACCUACUAAAAGUUAUGGAGAUAUAACUGUUAAAGAUGAUCGUAAUGGAAUUACAAAUGACCCUUAUGCUUCAAGAUCUAUUAUUUAUGGUAUCGGUAGUGAUAAAGGUUAUAUUGAUUUGAGAAAAAAUGAAGCUACACUUACUGGAGGUGGCGAAGGACCGGCACUGCCACCUGUUGAAGGUGCAGUUAAAAUGGUUGGAAUUCAAAAGAAUUAUGGAGAAGAUUUGGGUAUCACAGUAGUUCAACAACAAUAUAUGUCUGCACAUUAUGGUUUAGUAAAAGAACUAGUCAUCAAGCGUAUUUUAGCAGCAUCUCAUGUUGAACAACUUGAUCUACUCCAUGAAGGUGAUGUCAUUCGUGAAGUAAAUGGUGUAGCAGUUGAUAAUCCUGAAGUAUUACAAAAAGUAUUAAAAAAUGCAUCAGGCAACGUCACUUUAAAAAUUAUUCCUGGCUAUCAGUCAACACCACUUUCAUCCCAACUUUUCCUUAGAGCUCAUUUUUCUUAUGAUCCAAAAAAUGAUAAUUUAAUUCCAUGUAAAGAAGCUGGUUUAGCAUUUUCAGCUGGUUCUAUUCUUCAAGUACUCAAACAAGAAGAUCCUUAUUGGUGGCAGGCAAGACAUCAUAAUCAAGAUGGUCGUGCCGGUCUCAUUCCAUCAGUUGUUUUACAAGAAAGACGUAAAGCAUUUAUACAAAGUGCUCCAAAUCCAGAUGACUUAACGUAUAAAAUGUUUGCCUGUGGACUUGCUAGACGUAGAAAGAAAAAGGUGACUAUACCAUUUUGUGCAAGAGAUGCUGACAAUUAUGAUACAAAAGACCUUGUAAUUUAUGAAGAAGUUGCUAUGGUAUCAGGUUUUCAACGUCCUGUUGUUUGUUUAAUUGGUGCACCUGGUGUUGGUCGUCGAAGUCUACGAAAUAUGUUAAUUCGUGCUAAUAGAGAAAGAUAUGCAUCAGCUGUUGCACACACAUCAAAAGAAUUAGAGCCUGGAGAAGAAGAUGACGGUGAAUUUAUUGUUGAACCAAAGGCUAAAAUGGAAAUGGAGAAUUUAAAAAAUAAAUAUUUUGAAUUUGGUGAAUAUGAAGACAAUUUCUAUGGAACCAAGUAUGAUAGUAUACGUGAAGUUAUCAAUGCAGGACGUACAUGUCUACUUGAUUGUUCUGCGCAUUCUGUAGCGAAAUUAAGAAAUUCUGAAUUUAUGCCAUAUGUAGUAUUUUUAGCUGCUCCAUCUGUUAGUUGUAUGAAAGCAAUGUAUGAAUACGGAAUGAGUAUGGGAUUUACUGAGAAAUGGAAAAGAGAUGAAUCAUUUCGUAAAACCCUUGAAACUAGUACAUUUAUUGAAAGUAAUUAUCGUUACUUAAUGGAUUUAAUUUUAUUAUGUGAUAAUAUUGAAACAACUUUUGAACAACUGAAUUAUCAUUUAAACAAUCUAUUAACAGAACCUCAAUGGGUACCAGCGAAAUGGUUGUAUUAACUAACAACAUUAAAAACACUAAACUGGAUUGAUUGAUUGUAUUGCUGCAAUAUAUUAUGGUAUAACACUAAUAAUUCAUUUUGAAAUGCAUCUUUAUUUGCUCAAUCAAUAAUUAAUAUAUUAUAUUUAUAUAUGUACAUAAUGACAGCUUUUUCUAAUAAGAAAUUAUUUUCCAAAUUGUUAUUUAAUUAGUUUUAUUGUCAAAAAAAAUUUGAUUUUAUACUUUUUUUUAGACUAUUCAUCAAUUAAUUGUUCUCCUCUUUAUUUGCUCUUCCUUGUCUAAUUUUGUGUUUAUUAUUUUUAUUACUAAAUGAAAUUAUACCUCUAAUGUAAAGUUUUUGAAAAAAGAGGAGUAAUCUCAGGUAUCCAUUUGCUUAACAUUUUUCUUAUUUGAUUUAAUAUAAAUAAUAGUAUGAAA
Messenger RNA from Trichobilharzia szidati, 2528 nucleotides. NCBI's taxonomy places the organism in Eukaryota, Metazoa, Platyhelminthes, Trematoda, Strigeidida, Schistosomatidae. The record is from the annotation of a GenBank genome assembly.